Messenger RNA from Myzus persicae (green peach aphid), 3702 nucleotides. Its product is annotated as high affinity cAMP-specific and IBMX-insensitive 3',5'-cyclic phosphodiesterase 8-like. The coding region runs from base 553 to 3213 and encodes 886 amino acids. Gene Ontology annotation, biological process: signal transduction; positive regulation of ERK1 and ERK2 cascade. NCBI's taxonomy places the organism in Eukaryota, Metazoa, Arthropoda, Insecta, Hemiptera, Aphididae. Gene Ontology annotation, molecular function: 3',5'-cyclic-nucleotide phosphodiesterase activity. The record is from RefSeq and is a predicted model, not a curated record. The transcript has 20 exons.
ACAAUAUCGUACAUGUAAACGACGCGUUACGUGACCGCGCGGCAGAUCACCGGUGACCGGCGGACGGACGAUCGCGUGUGUCGUGUAAGCGAGUCUCUCUCUGAGUACGCGUUUCGCGACCGCAUGUGUCAGUGGUAUUUGUGUGAGUGUGUGUCUGCCGCCGCGAAUUCGUCGAGUGAACGUGCCGCGUCGUAAGUUCGCACGCGCCAAAGUUUCAACCGACGCCCUUUGUGAUAAAUUUAACCGUUUUGUUUUUUUCAUCUAUCCCUCCCCGAAUUCGAAGCGAUUUAUUUAUCCGUUUUCGCGGGUCCCGUCUUCUCAGUGCUCGUGUAACAACGUCAAAUUUAUAAUAUAUAUAAGCACAGGGACAUACCUAUUUUACUUGAAACGUCGCCCUCUAUGCGGAUAAUAUUCGUCCACACACGUCGCCGGAUAAUGAAAACCUCGCUUUGUCUGUCAUUAACCGAGUGGAGAAUUGAAGAUUAGUUAAGCAUGCCAUCCUGAUGGUGAUCAAAAUAAUGGCUGGUGAAUAAGUGAGCGAAUGGGGUGCACAUGGGUUGCGCGUCUAGUAGCAAAGACGUCUUCAAGUAUCGUCAUAACGCGAUUGAAAAAAAUAAUACUGUUACAUUGGACCGACUUUUACAUGAUCAAACAGCAAACACAGAAAUAUGGAAUGUGGAACAUCCAGUGAGGAAUAACGGAGUAGCUUGCAGAAGUAGAUUACGGGAUAUCUUGCCAGAAAUGUGGGACAACUGUUGUCGAAGGAGUGGAUCUGCUUCUGAUUUGUCGAGGGACACAGUAGAUGCAUAUUCACCAAUAAACCGGAGUGAUUCGCCACUAGCACAAACACCUGACAAUUUUAACAACUUCAUGUUUGGUUGUUCAAAAUAUAUUCAAGAUCUACGUUCAAAUUCUUCGUUAAAAAAGAUACUGGUAGUAACAUCUAAAGAUGAUUCGGUGUGGCAGUCCAUAGCAACAACAGCCAGAAAUCUUGAUUGGACUGUAAACCGUGUUACUAGUACGGAAGAAGCAUUGGAGUGUUUUCACAAGGGUAAUGGAGUGCCAGCAGUAGCGUUUAUUGACUGCAGAUUUCAAAAUGACAAGGCUGUAGAUGCGUAUCAAAUUGCAAGGUCGUUACGUUCGAUUAGAAAGAAUGCUCACGUUGUACUUGUCGCUUUAGUAAGGAAAAGCCUUGUGUUGAGGAACGAAAAAGACGUUACGUCAAUUUUAACCAGUGGAUUUAAUAAGAUAAUAGUAGAAACAUGCAACAAAAACGUAUGGAUCAAAGAGUUGCAACAGCUAGAAAAAGAAGAUGUAGCGAUGCGAUCAAUGCUAGCACAGCAAGACGCAGUUUUAGCUGCACUGGACAAGACCAAAGACCUCGUUAUCAUUACCGACCUCAAACACAACAUUCAAUACAUGAAUAAGUCGGGCUCGGUGAUUUUGGGAUAUACCGCUGAAGACGUUAUAAACAGACCGCUGGCUGUAUUCCACCAGCUGGGUGAUAUCGACCAAAUUACCAAAAAGCUAGAGAAAAACAUCGAAUGGGAUGGUAAAGUAUCGUGGAAGUGCAAGAGCGGCGAACACGUGUACCUACAUUGCCGAGCUUCCCCAUUUCGACCGUUUGGCAAAGAAACAACAAACUACAUAUAUAUACAAGAAAGUAUUAUAGAUGUACAUGGUUUUCCAAGAGGAAGUGUACCAUCCAUUCGUAAAGGAUCAUAUGACCUCAAAUCUAUUAACAGCGAUGAUUUUUCUAUAAUAGGCGCACAGUCAGCUCGAAGACAAAGUUUGGCAAAACUACAUAACUUGCCACUUGAAGCGCCAAUCACAAAAGUAAUAUCAUUGAUAUGUACCGCUCAAGAAAACUCAAACGACCAAGUCGUACAAAUUUUGGAUAAGGUUGUUGAUAUAUUGCGUGUCACUGAACUAUACUCGUCACAUUUAAAAACCGAAAAUAUCAAAUACGAUGAUCCCGUUACGUCAGAUCUAAUCGGAGCUCUUAUUACGCAAGGGCCUGUGCACGUAACAUCCACUCGAAGAAGCUCUAAUGAUUCAGCAACUGUUAAGAGCCAGCCUUACGGUUUGGGUAUUGCUAAAAUGAAUUUUAUGACAAGUGUAACUCCUCAAAUCAAAGAACUCUUAGACAUGUCUCUGUAUUGGGACUUCAACGUGUUUAAACUCGAAGAACUUACUAUGAAAAGACCUUUGGUACAUCUGGGAAUGAAUCUACUGACACAUUUUGAAGUACACAAAACAUUAGGCUGUGAUGAACGAACAUUGCACGCCUGGUUAACUGUGGUCGAGGGUCAUUAUCACGCUAAAAAUACUUAUCACAACUCUACACACGCCGCCGAUGUUCUUCAAGCGACUGCCAUGUUUUUGGAAAAAGAUCGCAUAAAGAGGCUUUUAGAUCAAUUAGACGAGGCAUGCUGUCUGAUCGCAGCAAUCACCCACGACAUCGAUCAUCCCGGAAAAUCGAGCGCAUUCUUAUGUAAUUCCCAAAACGAUUUGGCUAUCCUGUACAACGACAUAAGCGUUUUGGAAUCGCACCACGCCGCUUUAACGUUUAAGCUCACUACUAAGGACGAACGGUUGAACAUUUUUAAAGGUCUGGAAAAAGACACGUACAAAGUGGUAAGACAGAACAUUAUCGACAUGAUAUUGGCCACCGAGAUGACGAAACAUUUCGAACAUUUAGCCAAAUUCGUGAGCGUAUGCAACAAACCAUCGACACUCGACGAAGCGCCCGUCGAUGGAUUAACUCCUAGCGAAGUAAGUCCUGAGGCUAUAAUGCCUACCAGUGCCGAGGAAAUAAAUCUGGUGAAGAGGAUGUUAAUCAAAUGCGCAGACGUGUCCAAUCCGACAAGACCACUAAAGAUGUGCGUAGAAUGGGCCAAACGGAUUGCCGAGGAAUACUUUAAUCAAACUGACGAAGAGAAACUCAAUCAUUUGCCAGUGGUUAUGCCAAUGUUUGACCGAGUGUCGUGUUCCAUACCAAAAUCUCAAAUCGGCUUCAUGGACUACAUCAUAAACGACAUGUUUGAGACGUGGGACUCAUUCAUAGACAUGCCGGAGAUGUUAUACUACAUGAGGAGUAACUAUCAAUACUGGAAGGAUCUGGAAGAAAAAGGAACGAUCAGCUUUAACGACAUUUGCAAAAUGAUGACCACCACCUUGCCAAAGAUACCCGAGUCCAGUGGCAACCACUAAGAAAAUUAUUGACGAACUCUCUACAAACUGCUGAGUCCACUGUAUUAGACAUAGAGGUCGACGGAUAAAAUAUUUCUAAAUCUAUUGUUCGGUAAUUGUCUGAUACAAAAUCAAGGUGGAUAAUAAUAAUUAUUAUUAUUAAUAUUUAUUGUACAAAAUGUGUCCAACGAUUCUAUCGAUGUUAAUUGGAAAUAUUGUUUUAUAAGGAUAUUUACUUUUCGUAUCCAUAAAACAUUGGAGUAAAAAUAAUAAACCAAUGCAAUAUUUAUUUUUAUGUGUAUAAUAUACUUCUAUUUAACUAGUGUAUAUUUUGUAUAUAGUAUUUACCAAUACCCUUACCUUCAAAUUGAGCAUGUUUUUUUAUUAUUAUUAUCAUUAUAAUUAUUGUUUUAUCAUCUUUGAUAAAUUAUGUAAGUUAUACUUAUACGCUAUUUUCUGCGUUUUAUUAUAGAAUAUUUUCGGUUUACGUAAAAUCGAAUUUAAAUACUA